Acanthosepion pharaonis is the source of this 2889-nucleotide messenger RNA. NCBI's taxonomy places the organism in Eukaryota, Metazoa, Mollusca, Cephalopoda, Sepiida, Sepiidae. The record is from the annotation of a GenBank genome assembly.
AUGCCCCAGGCAUUAAUGUUGCCCUCUUGUGGUGAGCCUGUUUCUAGCGAUGCCGACAAUAAAGGAAACAUCUUCUUCCCUAUAACACUACAGUGUUCGUCUUUCUGGUCAUCAUCUUCCUCUUCGACUCGACCAUCUUUUUCCUCACGUUUAAGAAGAGAAGACCAUUCCCAAUCGUGCGAUUACUUUCCUCCCUGUCGUCUGUAUCACUCUGCUUCGACCGCCGAAAUAAUUGAUACCACAAUUACAGAUACUACCAUUGCUUCAGUUACUGGUACAUCCAGGCAUACUUUGUCGUCUUUUUGUAUUUCUCGUACAGUGAGUUACCAAUUCUUGGAUUUAUCUACAGAAGAAAAAGCUUCGAGGAUUUUUUAUCUAACAACAACCAUCCUCAGGAUUUUUACAUAUGUCGACUCGCCUACAUUGGCCAUGAAUGAUGCUAUAAGUAUCAAACGGACCGACACUACAAAAAGGCCCAUAGCAGGAUGGGGCCCCUCCACCCGCGGUUGCCCCCUGGGCUCCACACAACACCAACCCAAAGAGCGUGCUUCUUUCCCCACAGGAAAUCGGACUCUUAAUAAUGGCAAAACCGCCCCACAUCGGACCCCCGCUCUGUCUCAAGUGGGGUUCCCCCUGGGGUCUAAAAAUUACCACUACCAGGUGUUCGUAGUGUGUACGUUUUUGCUACUACUCCUUGGACCCAGGUCUUUGGGGGCACCGUGCCCACCGGGAUGUACAUGCAAAGUGGUUAAUCCUAAAAACAGGGCUAAAAAUUCUGGGGGUAGCUCAAGGGAGGCCCCGUCCCAACCACCUUCACUGUUGCAGUCGGUCCCAACAGUGGGGUCAACUACAGACAGCAAUCGGACAGUGGUGGUCACACGGAAGGUAGACUGUUCUAGCAAUGAACAACCCUUCACUGACCUGUCCGAAAUGAUUAAGAGUGAUUUGCCGGAGAAUGUCGUCCAAUUUGCCAAUUUUAUAACUUCUCUCUCCUUUUUUCUUUCUCAUCUCUCUCUCCUUUUUUCUUUCUCAUCUCUCUCUCCUUUUUUCUUUCUCGUCUCUCUCUCCUUUUUUCUUUCUCGUCUCUCUCUCCUUUUUUCUUUCUCGUCUCUCUCCUUUUUCUUUUUUUUUUUUCUCGUCUCUCUCUCCUUUUUCUUUCUCCUUUUUUUUUUCUUUCUCUCUCUCCUUUUUUUCUUUCGUCUCUCUCUCCUUUUUUUCUUUCUCGUCUCUCUCUCUCCUUUUUCUUUCUCGUCUCUCUCUCUUUUUUUUUCUCUCUCUCUCUCUCUCUUUUUUUUCUUUCUCGUCUCUCCUUUUUUUCUUUCUCGUCUCUCUCUCCUUUUUUUCUUUCUCGUCUCUCUCUCUUUUUUUCUUCUCGUCUCUCUCUCUUUUUUCUUCUCUCUCUCCUUUUUUCUUUCUCGUCUCUCUCUCUCCUUUUUUCUUUCUCGUCUCUCUCUCUCCUUUUUUCUUUCUCGUCUCUCUCUCUCCUUUUUUCUUUCUCGUCUCUCUCUCUCCUUUUUUCUUUCUCGUCUCUCUCUCUCCUUUUUUCUUUCUCGUCUCUCUCUCCUUUUUUUCUUUCUCGUUCUCUCUCUCUCUUUUCUUUUUUCUUUCGUCUCUCUCUCCUUUUUUUUUUCUUCUCUCUCUCUCCCUUUUUCUUUCUCGUCUCUCUCUCCUUUUUCUUUCUCGUCUCUCUCUCUUUUUUUUCUUUCUCUCUCUCUCCUCUCCUUUUCUUUCGUCUCUCUCUUUUUUCUUUCUCGUCUCUCUCUCCUUUUUUUUCUUCUCUCUUUUUCUUUCUUCUCUCUCUCCUUUUUUUCUCGUCUCUCUCUCCUCUCUCUCUCUUUUUUUUCUUUUUUUUUCUUUCUCUCUCCUUUUUCUUUCUCUCCUCUCUCUCUCCUUUUUUUCUUUCUCGUCUCUCUCUCCUUUUUUUCUUUCUCGCCUCUCUCCUUUUUUUCUUUCUCUCUCUCUCUCUCCUUUUUCUUUCUUUUUUUUCUCUCUCUCUUUUUUUCUUUUCUCUCUCUCCUUUUUUUUCUUUCUCGUCUCUCUCUCUUUUUUUUUCUUUUCGUCUCUCUCUCCUUUUUUUUCUCGUCUCUCUCUCUCCUUUUUUCUUUCUCGUCUCUCUCUCCUUUUUUCUUUCUCGUCUCUCUUUUUUCUUUCCUUUUCUCCUUUUUUUUUUCGUCUCUCUCCUUUUUUCUUUCUCGUCUCUCUCUCCUUUUUUCUUUCUCGUCUCUCUCUCCUUUUUUCUUUCUCGUCUCUCUCUCUUUUUUCUUUUUCUUCUCCUUUUUUCUUUCUCUCUCUCUUUUUUUUCUUUCUCGUCUCUCUCUCUCCUUUUUUCUUUCUCGUCUCUCUCUCCUUUUUUCUUUCUCGUCUCUCUCUCCUUUUUUCUUUCUCGUCUCUCUCUCCUUUUUUCUUUCUCGUCUCUCUCUCCUUUUUUCUUUCUCGUCUCUCUCUCCUUUUUUCUUUCUCGUCUCUCUUUUUCUUUUUUCUCUCUUUUUUUUUCUUUCUCUCUCUCUCCUUUUUUUUCUUCUCGUCUCUCUCCUUUUUUUUUCUUUCUCGUCUCUCUCUCCUUUUUUCUUUUUUCUUUCUCGUCUCUCUCCUUUUUUUCUUUUUCUUUCUCGUCUCUCUCUCCUUUUUUCUUUCUCGUCUCUCUCUCCUUUUUUCUUUCUCGUCUCUCUCUCCUUUUUUUUCUUCUCCUUUUUUCUUUCUCUCUCUCUCCUUUUUUCUUUCUCGUCUCUCUCUCCUUUUUUCUUUCUCGUCUCUCUCUCCUUUUUUCUUUCUCGUCUCUCUCUCCUUUUUUCUUUCUCGUCUCUCUGCCCUCCUCUCUCGUCUCUCUGCCCUCUUCUCUCUCUCUCCCCCUCCUUUCUCUUUUUCUUAGAAUCAAAAAGAAACAAUUGA